GAUCCCAGGGUCCUGGACAGCAUGCUCCCGUACCUCACAGCCUACUACGGCAACCCCCACUCCCGGACCCACGCCUACGGACAUGAGUGUGCUGCUGCAAUGGAAUUUGUAUUUCUUUUUAAACAGCAAGUUGCGGAUUUAAUAGGAGCCGAUUCAAGGGAAAUUAUCUUUACCAGUGGUGCAACAGAAUCAAAUAAUAUGGCGAUCAAGGGUGUUGCAAGGUUCUAUAAAUCCAGAAAAAAGCAUGUCAUUACGACGCAAACAGAGCACAAGUGUGUGUUGGAUUCUUGCCGUUCCCUGGAAGCAGAAGGUUUUCGGGUCACUUAUCUACCUGUUAAAAAAAAUGGGCUCGUAGAUUUGAAGGAGUUGGAGGCUGCGUUCCAGCCAGAUACAAGUUUGGUUUCUGUGAUGACUGUAAAUAAUGAAAUAGGAGUGAAGCAGCCAAUCCAUGACAUUGGUGAGAUGUGCCGGGCACAUAAAGUUUUCUUCCACACGGAUGCUGCGCAAGCAGUUGGUAAAAUUCCCAUGGAUGUCAACGACAUGAAAAUUGAUCUGAUGAGCAUCAGUGGCCAUAAAAUUUAUGGGCCCAAAGGGGUCGGCGCUAUCUAUGUUCGCCGUCGACCGCGCGUCCGGCUAGAACCCCUGCAAAGUGGGGGAGGCCAGGAGAGGGGACUGCGCUCUGGGACGGUGCCCACUCCCUUAGCAGUGGGCCUGGGGGCAGCGUGUGAAGUGGCACGGCAAGAGAUGGAGUAUGACCACAAGCGAAUCUCACAGCUGGCGGAACGGCUGGUUACAAAAAUAAUGAGCGAAGUCCCUGAUGUGGUUAUGAACGGAGACAGAGAUCAGCGCUAUCCAGGAUGCAUCAAUUUAUCUUUCGCAUACGUGGAAGGGGAGAGUCUUCUGAUGGCUCUGAAAGACGUGGCUCUGUCUUCAGGAAGUGCUUGCACAUCAGCUUCUCUGGAGCCCUCCUACGUUUUGCGGGCAAUUGGAGCAGAUGAAGACUUGGCUCACUCAUCUAUAAGAUUUGGCAUUGGGCGUUUCACUACGGAAGAAGAAGUGGAUUAUACCGUGCAAAAGUGCAUACAGCACGUUAAGAGGCUGAGGGAAAUGAGCCCCCUCUGGGAAAUGGUGCAGGAUGGAGUUGACCUCAAAAGCAUUAAAUGGACUCAGCAUUGAGAAAACGUCGCUCCCUGUGGACUACGUGUGGCUGUGGAUUAAAAUGCAUUUUCAGUACAUUCCUGAACAAAUUAUGCGGCACUUCUGGUUUUGACGCUUGCAGUUCAGCUGGGAAACUGCCCUUUCUAAUCACAAAGUCUUAAGAAGUCAAAAAUGAAACUAGUCUGUACCCUGGAGCAAGGCAAGGUG
Messenger RNA from Apaloderma vittatum (bar-tailed trogon), 1365 nucleotides. It is a transcript of the gene NFS1, whose product is annotated as NFS1 cysteine desulfurase. Gene Ontology annotation, biological process: [2Fe-2S] cluster assembly. Gene Ontology annotation, cellular component: nucleus; cytosol; mitochondrion. The transcript has 12 exons. Lineage: Eukaryota; Metazoa; Chordata; Aves; Trogoniformes; Trogonidae. The annotation marks the transcript as partial. The record is from RefSeq and is a predicted model, not a curated record. Gene Ontology annotation, molecular function: cysteine desulfurase activity; pyridoxal phosphate binding.